UAGAACGGAUGUUUUUCAUUUCCUCAAUCUCAUUCAGCCAAUCACAUCAGUUCACACAUUUAGAACGUCCAAUCAUAUCAGACGUGAUGUUUCUGUUGGUCUUUAACCACAGAGAGAUGGGAUCAACAGUUUAUUAGACAUUAGUGUCUCGCUCUGACAACAGGAACAAUGAUGAUCACUGUCUUUAUCUCCUUUUAUCUGUUUGUAAUCGUGAAAACGUCUUAUGAUGAUCUUCAAGUGCAAACAGAGAAGAUUGGAGAAAAUGUAGUGAUAAAAUGUGAGGAGAGCUUCAUCAGAGACAACCAUCAGUAUAGUUUUGCUUGGCUUAAGCAGAGUUAUGGAAAGCUGCCUCAGCUUGUUGUGAGAUUAGUUAACAAUAAUUUAAACGUCAGACACAAUCGACAAUUUACACAGCGCUUUAAUGCGACUCUGAAAGGAGAUCAGCUUGUUCUCAACAUUCAGGAAACUGUAGAAGAAGAUUCUGGAACAUAUUUCUGUGGGAGAGUGAAGACUGAUGUUACAGAGUUUGGAUGUGGAACGCUUCUGAUCUUUAACGAAGAAAAGUCUCAGAAGGGAACUCUGACUGAACUGAAGGUGAAAAGUGGAAAAUCUGCAGGUUCACUCCAGUGUUCAGUACUAAUGGCUACUUUAAGCUGUUCAGGAGAUCACAGUGUGUACUGGUUCAGACCCGACUCAGGAGAACCUCGUCCAGGAAUCAUCUUCACUCAUGGAGACUCCAGCAGUCCGUGUACGAGGAGUUCUGAGACUGUUUCUCCUACACAGAGCUGUAUCUACAAACUCCCCAAGAACAACCUCAGCCUCUCUGAUGCUGGAACUUACUACUGUGCUGUAGCUGCAUGUGGAGAGACAACUUUAGAAGAUUGUAGCAGCUCGAAAAUAAAAGGUGACUGUACUGGACAGAUGAUCAUUUUGAUCUGGCUCUCCAUUGUAAGAACAGCAGUUGUUGCAGUAAUGCUCUUUAUCAUUGCAGUGAUCUACAGUGUUAAGAAGAUUAAGAAAUAAA
This is a messenger RNA of Astyanax mexicanus (Mexican tetra), 1024 nucleotides long. RefSeq lists its product as uncharacterized. The transcript is spliced from 4 exons. The coding region runs from base 169 to 1023 and encodes 284 amino acids. Gene Ontology annotation, biological process: response to bacterium. NCBI's taxonomy places the organism in Eukaryota, Metazoa, Chordata, Actinopteri, Characiformes, Acestrorhamphidae. The record is from RefSeq and is a predicted model, not a curated record.